UCCAUCCAGAAGGAACGGGAGACGGAGAGAGAAAGGAAGAGAGGAAGGAGGGCGAGGAAGGGAGAAAUAAACCUGCCUGAAACGGAGGACAAGGCCACAUAAACACGAAUAGACUGGAAAAGGACAUUGCCUGGACCUGAAACCCGUCGACCUUUUUUGUUCCGCCUGGACAAACGGCUACUUUCCCCAUCGUCUCGCGAGAAACUUCCUCGAUUUUUAGCAGGUGAUGAUCUUGGAUUAAUUUUCAUUUUCUUCUUUACAAGGAUGAAAUUUGAAGUGAGCUCAAUUUUACAAGCAAUGGCCCAAGAGACGAACCAGAGCCCAGUGCCCAUGCUUUGUGCCACGGGCUGUGGUUUCUAUGGCAACCCCAGAACCAAUGGUAUGUGCUCUGUAUGCUAUAAGGAACACCUGACACGGCAGCAGAGCAGUGACCGCAUGAGCCCCCUCAGCCCAAUGGGCUCCGCUGGUAGUCCUACCUCAGAGGCCUCAGCUAUCCAGAGACUAGAAGCCAGUUUAGCCAAGGUUGACGCCUCCCCUGCCUCUUCACCAGACAUGUCUAGAACUGUUCAAGGAUCUCUUCCUGUGACUCAACAAAUGACAGAGAUGAGCAUCUCGAGAGAGGACAAGCCAGAACCCCUAGAGCCUGUUGUUAGCCAGCCUGCUGCUUCUAGCCCUACUCCUGUAGCUUCUUCUAGCAGUGAUGAAAGCAAGGGUGACACCCCAAAACCCAAGAAGAAUAGGUGCUUCAUGUGCCGCAAAAGGGUGGGCCUUACAGGGUUCGACUGUCGCUGUGGGAAUUUGUUCUGUGGCAUCCACCGGUACUCCGAUAAGCACAACUGCCCCUAUGAUUACAAAGCUGAGGCUGCCGCCAAGAUCCGCAAAGAGAACCCCGUGGUGGUGGCUGACAAGAUCCAGAGAAUAUAGAUGUGAAAAAUACAAUGGCUGUGGCUGCAUCAGUGAUAACUUUGACAAAGACUGGAUUAUGAGUGUGAACCUUUGAAAAAAGAGCACCGGCACGAGUGACUAAGUGACAGUUGAAAGGACUUGAUUUACAAAAUUACAACCUCAAGAAAAAGAUGGAGAAAAAGAGAAGAAAAAAAGAAAAGAUCCUGUCUGAGGGAGAUGCAUGAAUGAUCACUUUUCUCUUUUUUUGAUUAAUUCAUUAGUUUGUUUUAUUCUGUUUUCUGUGGUGUGACUUUGCCGCUGUUCAGUCCUUUUUUUCUAAGAAUAUGUAUUGUCUUAUUAAGAGCAGCCCAGGCUAAAUGUCCAGGAUAUGCUGUGCUCCUCUCACCCAAACCAGGCGCCAUUUUGUGCCAAACCGUAGAAAACUAUUGUACUUAGAGCCUGUCCAGUGUCAAACACUGACAGCUCUAUUUAAACAUUCAGACCACACAGUUACAGUCCACACAACCUUUUUGAAUUCCUGAUCUGCUCUCCGUUGGUACUGGAGUCAGUCAGCGUUUGGAGAACCGUACAACUGUCCCCCACCAUGCACAAGGGGCUUUGUUACUUUGUCUCUGUCUCUCCUAGCUUUACCUACCUCACAGCUGCUGUGUUAAGCUUUCUCGUCUUCCCUUUUUUUUAGUUUUCAUCAGCUUCGACCCCAGCACAUCAUCUUUAAAGGCAGCCUCAGUGACCCCUCUGAUCAGCAUGUCUGUGUUGACUUUGAUCGGUUUGAUUGUGAUGAGGCUGCUCCAUUACGGCUGGAGGUAUCAUGCUAGACAGGGACAAACAAAUGACUCCAUGUUUCUCUGAAUUCUUAAACAUUUUUAUAAAUGGUGGUGAUGGGUAAAGGAGCUCUGUGCUCACAUUAUGAUCACAGACGCCUGGUGCAGGGCUGUGUGUACCAAUGUGUGGCCUGAGAGGAAGGAUGGCACCCUUCCCUGGCUGGCCUGGUAGGUAAAGUCAAGCAACAAUAUUGUAGGAGCAUGAAUGAAUGAAUGGGAUAAAUGCAUGAGUUACUCUUCAUCUGCAUUAGUGUUUCAGAGAUAUUUGGCAUCACUCAGACUUUAGGGGUUCAGACAUUUUAUUUGCUGAGAGACAAUUCUGUUAUUUUAUUAGCUUUUUUUCUCUUCCAUUGAUAUUGUGCUGAUGUUAGCGCAUGUAUUCAGUGCAUUUGUGGAAAUAGGGUAUGUGAACCAUGAUUUUUUUUUAAUGCGCUAACGGAAAGUUCAUGUGAGCACAGUGUGUGCGUGUGAGUUGUUCCCCCAACCUUUUUGUCUGUGAAGCUACCCGGUUUAUCAGCACAUGUUUACAGAACUACAGGAGCAUGCCAGAGCUAGAUUUAUGAAAAUAAUAGAUACCAAGAUUAGAUGUAACUUCUCAUCAGUCUAACAGCUAUCGGUCUGUGUGUCUGCCUUAGAGUAAUGUAGAGACGUAUGAGUGUGUUUUGUGUGUGUGUGUGUGUGCACAUUCCUGUGCAGAUGUGUGUUUUCAUGGCUGCCUGACACAUUAAACAACGUAUGUUUGUGACUUGUGUUACUCCCCUUUUUCUCCCCUUGUAAGGAUGUGUUUUCCAUUUAAAAAGACAACUGUAUGUAUCCGUUUGAGUUUUUCCUUUCUGAUUCUUAGUUAUAUGCAAAUUUGUACAAAAAAGAAAAAAACAACAAACCGUGUUGUUAUUUAUGUAUUACAUAUAAUCUUGCUAUCCAGCAUUACAACAGAAUAGUAUCAUGUAAAUAAAACUGUACAGAGAGACAUUA
This is a messenger RNA of Cheilinus undulatus (humphead wrasse), 2702 nucleotides long. It is a transcript of the gene zfand5a, whose product is annotated as zinc finger, AN1-type domain 5a. The transcript is spliced from 6 exons. Gene Ontology annotation, molecular function: DNA binding; zinc ion binding. The record is from RefSeq and is a predicted model, not a curated record. NCBI's taxonomy places the organism in Eukaryota, Metazoa, Chordata, Actinopteri, Labriformes, Labridae. Bases 265 to 924 code for a protein of 219 amino acids.